GUCGUGUGACUCGUGUCGUCAUGUGACAGUCGUCAUGUGACUAGCAUAUGUGAGGCGGAAGUUGUGGAUGUAGUUGAAGUGCACACCAAGAGUAUGAAACACUGUAUUUAAACAGUUUGGGGUUUCUCAAAAAUGUCAGCAUGGCAUUUCAAUAUGGUUCGUAUAGAUUAGGCCUAGUUUUCCUUGCCUUUUUGUUAAACAGCUGCCCUGGAGAAUCCAAGAGAAGAAACGUGCUACUCAUCAUUGGUGACGAUGCUGGGUUCGAGACAGAGGUUUAUAACAACACAGUGGUCCGCACCCCUCAUCUCCAAGCUCUCUCCCGGCGCAGCUUGAUAUUCAAGAACGCUUUCACCUCGGUCAGCAGCUGCUCCCCUAGCCGAUCCACCAUCCUCACUGGCCUUCCACAGCAUCAAAAUGGCAUGUAUGGUCUCCAUCAGAGUGUCCAUCAUUUCAACUCAUUUGAUGGUGUCCAAAGUUUGCCCCUGCUUCUGCAACAAGCCAACAUCCGCACAGGUAUUAUAGGGAAGAAACAUGUUGGUCCUGGAUUGGUGUACCCGUUUAACUUCUCCUACACUGAGGAGAACAAUUCUGUGCUCCAGGUGGGAAGGAACAUCACAAGAAUCAAACUUUUGGUCCGGAAAUUUCUGUGGAGCCACAAAGAAGAGGAGCGUCCAUUUUUCCUCUACGUGGCAUUCCAUGACCCACACCGCUGUGGUCACUCCCAACCACAAUACGGGGCCUUCUGCGAAAAGUUUGGGAAUGGGGACAGUGGGAUGGGACGUAUUCCAGACUGGGAGCCCAAGUACUACAGUCCAGACCAGGUUAAAGUGCCUGCUUUCAUCCCAGACACCCCAGCUGCAAGAGCGGACCUGGCCGCCCAGUACACCACCAUCAGCAGACUGGACCAGGGGAUUGGGCUGGUUCUGAAGGAGCUGAGAGAGGCCGGGUUUGAGGAAGACACCUUAGUCAUUUACAGCUCUGACAACGGGAUCCCCUUCCCCAACGGGAGGACCAACCUCUACAUGUCUGGAGUGGCUGAGCCCAUGCUGGUGUCGUCCCCUGAGCAGAGGCGGCGCUGGGGACAGGUCAGCCAGGCCUAUGUCAGCCUCCUGGAUGUCACUCCUACCAUCUUGGACUGGUUCUCCGUUCCCUACCCCCCUUACAGCCUCACGGGGGGACCACUGGUCCAGUUAACAGGGAGGUCUUUGCUCCCGGCCCUCAGUACCGAACCAGCCUGGUCUACUGUGUAUUUUAGCCAGAGCCUGCACGAGGUCACCAUGUACUAUCCCAUGAGAUCUGUGUACCAGGGGCCCUUUCACUUGAUUCACAACCUCAACUAUCGCAUGCCCUUCCCCAUUGACCAGGACUUCUAUGUCUCCCCCACCUUUCUGGACCUCCUGAACCACACCCAGGCAGGCCAGCCAACCAGCUGGUUUAAGACCUUAAAGGAUUAUUACUACCGAGAGCGCUGGGAGCUGUAUGACACACGGUCUGAUCCAACAGAGAGCAGGAACCUUGCGUCAGACCCCACUCACAUGAACAUUCUGGAGACGUUGAAGACGCAGCUGCUGAAGUGGCAGUGGGGCACAUCCGACCCCUGGGUGUGCAGCCCAGACGCAGUGCUGGAGACCAAAUUGGAGCCUCAAUGUAGGCCACUAUAUAAUGGGCUGUGAGACCUAAACUACUUCUAAAGUUUUGAAGUAGACUUUUUUUAAUUUUUUUUAUUGCAAUCAUAGAAUAAUC
This is a messenger RNA of Clupea harengus (Atlantic herring), 1743 nucleotides long. RefSeq names its product N-sulfoglucosamine sulfohydrolase (sulfamidase) (gene sgsh). Gene Ontology annotation, molecular function: N-sulfoglucosamine sulfohydrolase activity. The record is from RefSeq and is a predicted model, not a curated record. Gene Ontology annotation, biological process: glycosaminoglycan catabolic process; heparan sulfate proteoglycan catabolic process. NCBI's taxonomy places the organism in Eukaryota, Metazoa, Chordata, Actinopteri, Clupeiformes, Clupeidae.